GUCUGCACACGAUGUCCUCAAUUAGCAACAUGAAGCUGGGCAGCCUCUUCCUCCUGGCCAUUCUCCUCACCCUCAACACAAGACUCCAGGCAAUUGGUGUCUGUGAGGAGCAGUGCCGAGAAGACCGGGACUGCGCGGCAGGAGAGAAGUGCGUCGGCAAUGGCUGUGGCCACGUGUGCUCACCAGCCCCGCAAGCAACCAUCUGUAGCAUCGAAUGCAGUGAAGACAGGGAUUGUGGGAGAGGAAAACAGUGUAUCCAGGACGGCUGUCGGUGGAUCUGCUCCCCGCUGAUGAGUGUAGGUGUCUGUGAGGAGCAGUGCCAAGAAGACCGGGACUGCGCGGCGGGAGAGAAGUGCGUCGGCAAUGGCUGUGGCCACGUGUGCUCAUCAGCCCCGCAAGCAACCAUCUGUAGCAUCGAGUGCCGUGAAGACAGGGAUUGUGGGAGAGGAAAAGAGUGCAUCCAGGACGGCUGUCGGCGAAUCUGCUCCCCGCUGAUGAGUGUAGGUGUCUGUGAGGAGCAGUGCCGAGAAGACCGGGACUGCGCAGAGGGAGAGAAGUGCGUCAGCAAUGGCUGUGGCCACGUGUGCUCACCAGCCCCGCAAGCAACCAUCUGUAGCAUCGAGUGCCGUGAAGACAGGGAUUGUGGGAGAGGAAAAGAGUGCAUCCAGGAUGGCUGUCGGCGAAUCUGCUCCCCGCUGAUGAGUGUAGGUGUCUGUGAGGAACAGUGUCGAGAAGACAGGGACUGCGCGGCGGGAGAGAAGUGCGUCGGCAAUGGCUGUGGCCACGUGUGCUCACCAGCCCCGCAAGCAACCAUCUGUAGCAUCGAGUGCCGUGAAGACAGGGAUUGUGGGAGAGGAAAACAGUGUAUCCAGGACGGCUGUCGGCGAAUCUGCUCCCCGCUGAUGAGUGUAGGUGUCUGUGAGGAGCAGUGCCGAGAAGACCGGGACUGCGCGGCGGGAGAGAAGUGCGUCAGCGAUGGCUGUGGCCAUGUGUGCUCACCAGCCCCACAAGCAACAUCGAAUGCCGUGAAGACAGGGAUUGUGGGAGAGGAAAAGAGUGCAUCCAGGAUGGCUGUCGGCGAAUCUGCUCCCCGCUGAUGAGUGUAGGUGUCUGUGAGGAACAGUGCCGAGAAGACCGGGACUGCGCGGCGGGAGAGAAGUGCGUCGGCAAUGGCUGUGGCCAUGUGUGCUCACCAGCCCCGCAAGCAACAUCGAGUGCCGUGAAGACAGGGAUUGUGGGAGAGGAAAACAGUGUAUCCAGGACGGCUGUCGGCGAAUCUGCUCCCCGCUGAUGAGUGUAGGUGUCUGUGAGGAGCAGUGCCGAGAAGACCGCGACUGCGCAGCGGGAGAGAAGUGCGUCGGCAAUGGCUGUGGCCACGUGUGCUCACCAGCCCCGCAAGCAAGCAUCUGUGAGUCCCAGUGCUUCAGAGAUCGGGACUGUGGAGCUGGAAGACGGUGCGUCAGCAAAGGCUGUAAUCGGGUCUGCUCCCCUGCACCAGAAGCAUCAAUAGGAAUCUGUGUGCAACGCUGCCGAGGAAACUGGGACUGUGGGGCUGGAGCACGAUGUAUCAGGAAGGGAUGCAGUCGCGUCUGCUCUCCAGUCUGCACAGCAGGGGUAGGUAUCUGCCUGGACCAAUGCCAAGGACACUGGGACUGCCCAGCAGGAAGCCGAUGUGUCAGCAAUGGAUGUGGCCGUGUCUGCUCACCCACCCAGGACCGGCGAGUGGAACAGAGACCUGGAACGUGUCCAAGGGUGCCAGAAGGAACGUUUGGAACUUGUGCUGAAAGGUGCACAGGAGAUGGAUCCUGUCCCCCGGGCCAAAAAUGCUGCAGCAAUGGCUGUGGAAAAUCUUGCCAAGUCCCUGAUCUGGGCCUCACUAUCCAUUUGGAUGAUAAAUGAACCUUGGCCUCCUUCAGUAAUUGUUUCCAAAUGUCAUCUUUAUUCUGAGAUCUGUGCUUUCUUACUGUCUUUUCCGGAACCCCAGGAUCACAGGAUAUGGAUCCAAAAUAACUCAGUUUUUAAGUGUUGAAUUUGGGCAAUUAUUUGAUGAUUUAUAGCAUGACUGCUUCUAAAAUUAUCUUUUUGUCUGAAUAAAAUGAUUUCUGUGGCAUUAUCCAACCUUAGUCAUUCUUUCUAUGUAAGAUUUCUAGUUCACUUACAUUAAGACCUCCACCGAAAAAGAGUAUUUAACCCCAAUCCACGGACCUUCUCUCUUUUUCAUUAUCCAUCACAAUUCAUGGCCUGUUUCCUCCUCAUCCUUUUUCCUGGGACCAGCCCAGGCACUCAAUACUGUCUGGAUAUCUAUCCACACUCCCCGCCCCAGGAAAUUCACUCUCUCAACCACCAAGAUGACAAUGUCACGCUUCUCUUUCUUCAAACACCCAUGUCAUCUACCUCUUACUCCAACCUCCACCAUUCCCGUCUCACCAUCUUUCUUGCCACAUCUUUCGUUAAGAAAAGAGCU
This is a messenger RNA of Capra hircus (goat), 2464 nucleotides long. Its product is annotated as WAP four-disulfide core domain protein 3. The transcript is spliced from 19 exons. Gene Ontology annotation, cellular component: extracellular region. The coding region runs from base 12 to 1097 and encodes 361 amino acids. Gene Ontology annotation, molecular function: peptidase inhibitor activity. The record is from RefSeq and is a predicted model, not a curated record. Lineage: Eukaryota; Metazoa; Chordata; Mammalia; Artiodactyla; Bovidae. Gene Ontology annotation, biological process: innate immune response; antibacterial humoral response.